AUGGCGACCACAAUAUUGGGCAUUGAUAUGAGCAGGGCAUUUGAUACAAUCCGCAGAGACAAGCUAAUGGAGAUCCUCAAAACUAUUCUUGACAAUGACUCGAUCAGAAUGGUUCGAGCACUACUUAUAGACACCGAGUUAACGGUGAAGAUCGGACCCGUACAAUCAAGAUCUUUCAAAACAAGCAUUGGAACGCCCCAAGGUGAUUCAAUAUCACCUGUACUAUUCAUUGUCUAUCUUGAAGCGGCACUAAGAGAUCUGAGAAAACUAGUGAAGACCACUUCAAUAACUGAAGUGAUAUAUGCCGACGAUGUAGACUUUUUGUCUCAUGAUAAGUCGACACUCGAAGAACUGCUGAACAUUGCUCCCCAGGCACUGGAAAAAUGGUUCUUAAAAGUGAACAUAGAAAAAACCGAAUAUGUAACAAUCAACCGGGAGGCAAAUAGAACAGACGAAAAAUGGCGAAACUCGAAAAAAGUUGGAACUCUUUUAGGAGAUAGUGAAGACAUUAUGAGGAGAAAGAUGCUAUCGACUGUUGCACUUAACAAACUGCGGACCACUUGGCUACGAAACCGCGAGGUUGGAACGGCCUUACGUGCCAAAUUAUACAAUGCUUUUAUUAAACCCAUACUUUUGUACAACGGAGGAACAUGGGGAAUAUCUGAGUCUGAAUCAAAAUCUCUUGAUGCAUUCCAUAGAAGACAGUUAAGAAUUCUUAUUGGCAUCAACUGGCCAAAGAAAAUCAAGAACUCCACCCUAUACAAUAUCUGCAACAGCAGACCCGUCAGUGUGGACAUUACCGAAGCACGUUGGCGCCUAUUGGGCCACAUUCUAAGACUCGACCAGGAUGUUUAUGCUAACUGGGCAAUGGAAUCAUAUUACGCAAAGGACGAAAGAUCUGCGUCCCGAGGACGCCCACGAAAUACAUUACCUAUUGUAAUCUCAAAAGAACUACAACGCGUUAAAAGACAACUGAAAAAUGGAGACGACCUAGAUACUCUCAGGAGUAUAGCAUACAACCGCACAUCAUGGAAAAUUAUGACCGAAAAGAUAGUCUCAUAUGUGGCACAUGUGGGAACUUAA
This is a messenger RNA of Octopus sinensis (East Asian common octopus), 1083 nucleotides long. RefSeq lists its product as uncharacterized. Bases 1 to 1083 code for a protein of 360 amino acids. Lineage: Eukaryota; Metazoa; Mollusca; Cephalopoda; Octopoda; Octopodidae. The record is from RefSeq and is a predicted model, not a curated record. The transcript has a single exon.